UGGUGGUGAAAUUUCUAGCUUUUCUUUUGUUCGGUGGUUUAUUCAUAUGUCUACAAAAGAUACAGGUUUAUGCCAAAUCACCUCACAUUCUCUUCAUAGUUGCAGAUGAUUUGGCUGGUAAUGACUAGAGACAAACCUUUGACCUAUGCUCAGGGGUACAGCAGUGAGUUGCUUAUUUUGCCAACGCCCACUAUGAUAAAGCACCUGUUUUAAAGGUCAUAUUCGAAAGAUCCGUGACCUUCACUUCUUGUUUAUUUUAUAUCCCUUCGAGGAUGAAAGACCAUAAAUUUAGACUUAUGCUUAGCGCCCAGGGCCGUAGCAGUGAGGGAUUGUUAACGUGCCAGCGCCUGCCAUGACCUCCGUUUUUAUUGUCACAUCUGAAAGACCUGUGACUCUCACUUCUCUAUUCCGCGCUUCUGGCAAAGGAGCAGGUACUGCGUAGGUUUAGCGCAGCCAUGGCACAAGCGAGGCUCGAACUUGCGACCUCCCGAUCACAAACGAACCCUCUAACCACUGAGCUACCACGACCGAUACUUUCACUUUUCAAGCAGGACGCUUGGGAAAGAAUGAGUCACUAUCUAUGUUAAACGUGGCACCUGGAUCGAACCCGGUCUCCCAUUCGCAAAGCACCCUAACCACUGGGCUACCCCGACCGAUCUCCAAUUAGCAUGCAAAUUAUCACGUGCUCCAGCCAAUUGAUCACCCCCAUCCACUCCACAAACAAGACAGAAAUUCCUUAUUCAUCGUUUACAUGAUCAAGAUAUAGGACUGAUGGCGGGUGUGGCCGGUCAACAGGGUUGGAAUGAUGUGGGAUUUCACAACCCUAACAUGAAAACUCCUAACAUAGACAAAUUGGCAAAGGAAGGACUCAUUCUCAACCAGACAUACUUACAGCCCCUCUGUAGUCCAUCUCGGCAUGCCAUCAUGACGGGUUACUAUCCUUAUCACGCAGGAUUACAGCAUCUCGUGAUCCUGCCUUGGCAACCUGUCUGCUCACCAUUGAAGAUGAAGUUCUUACCCCAAAGAUUAAAGGAACUUGGUUACGCUACUCACAUGGUUGGAAAGUGGCACUUGGGUUUCUGUAGUUGGAACUGUACGCCGACUUACCGAGGGUUCGAUUCUUUCUUUGGGUAUUACAACGCACAGGAGGAUCACUAUACACAUGAGUGGUACAAUUACCUGGAUUACCGGGAUAAUGAAAAACCCGUCCGGAAUCUCAACGGAACGUAUUCAACGUUUACCUUCGCAUCAAGAGCGCAAAACAUCAUAAAGAACCACAACUCCAGCCAGCCCCUGUUUCUGUACAUGGCCUUCCAGAAUGUCCACGAUCCCAUUCAGGUUCCUAAGAAAUAUGAGAAUAUGUAUCCUAAUGUGAAAACACAAGGCAGACGUCAAUUUUCAGGGAUGGUAUCUGCGUUGGACGAGGCUAUCGGCAACAUUACCCGCCAACUACAGGAGUCCGGGUUGUACGACGAAACUCUCAUAGUAUUCACUGCUGACAAUGGUGGUUGGCCUAAAUAUUUUGGUAAUAACUAUCCAUUGAGAGGCGGGAAAUUCACUGUGUAUGAAGGCGGUACACGUGUUGUUUCUUUUGUUCAUGGAGCCGGUCUACAGAAAACGGGAGAAUCCUUCGAAAGUAUGAUGCACGCGGUGGAUUGGUCCAGCACUUUAGUUGAGGCCGCCGGAGGGAAACCAGCAGCCUUGCCUGGUGACGGAGUGAGCCAGUGGGAGGCCAUUAUAAACAACUCACCGGGUCCCCGAACUGAACUGGUUUACAACUAUGAUUCUGACAUAGCUCCCGAGGAAGGUCACGCAGCCAUCAGAAUGGGAGACUACAAGUUGAUUGAUGGAUACCCAGGAAUGUAUCCAGACUGGUAUAAACCUGAUCAGGUGUACAGUUUCAAACCAGAACCGUCUGUUGAGGAGAUAGAAGCUCAUGCGGGAAGAUACCAGCUUUUCAAUUUAAAAGAUGACCCAACAGAACACAAUGACUUGUCCAAAUCGAAACCGGAUAUCGUGAAACAGCUCCGUGAGAGGUUAGAGAUGCUGACGAAGAGCGCUGUUCCUCCAAACUACCCUCUGAUCCCCGACCCUAAGUGCAAUCCGUCCCACUUCGGUAACGUUUGGUCACCGGGUUGGUGCUAGGGAUGAGAUGGAAAACAUUGGGCACUUUCACUUGAAAAAACCUCUGGCUUCUAGCUGUAAUGAAUUGCUGGCAAAAGGAUUAACGCAGAAUGCCACGUACAAUCAAACUGAAUGAACGAUUGAGAACAAUAAACUAGGAAUCGAUAUACAUGGAAUUUCGCAGUUGCAUAGUUUUCAAUCUUAAGAACGGAAAAGAUAAGAUCUUACAAAGAAUUUGUACAAUAAAUGAAAAAUAAAAUCUUCAGAAUGAAUAUUUCUAAGCAGCACGCACGGACUUCACACACAUCUUCUGCGGUAUAUACUGUAAUGAUAUUUUCCAAAUUCCACAGUUAAUAACAUCGUUUGCUUUUAAUAUUAAACAUUAUACAAGUUAUCAAAAAA
Ostrea edulis (European flat oyster) is the source of this 2526-nucleotide messenger RNA. RefSeq names its product arylsulfatase B-like. NCBI's taxonomy places the organism in Eukaryota, Metazoa, Mollusca, Bivalvia, Ostreida, Ostreidae. Bases 772 to 2145 code for a protein of 457 amino acids. The record is from RefSeq and is a predicted model, not a curated record. The transcript is spliced from 16 exons.